Molecule: messenger RNA, 5506 nt
Organism: Polypterus senegalus (gray bichir)
Lineage: Eukaryota; Metazoa; Chordata; Cladistia; Polypteriformes; Polypteridae
Product: NACHT, LRR and PYD domains-containing protein 3-like
Exons: 14
Coding region: 1622-5155 (1177 amino acids)
Cellular component (GO): cytoplasm
Molecular function (GO): protein binding
Source: RefSeq, a predicted model, not a curated record
UUCUUUUCAGGUCCGCGGUUGUGCCUGUGAAGUGUUAUGCUGUGUUGUACACUUCGACAUCGCCGUGCGCUCCUUCUAUUCUGGGUGGACUCGUCACACUGGGCACCCUAACCCGUACGCAGCCCCGCACUGGACGAACUGCGGUGGUCAGCGGGAAUCUGACGGGAGAAAUUCCACAAUCACCUUUGAAGUUCGUUUACUAAGAGUUAUUCGAAAUUGUGCCGCGGACUUGUCCAGCCAAAGUGAAUAAUAUCCGUUAAUCCAAAGCAAACCAAAUAAAACUGUAACCGUCAUUAUUACAUGUACUGAUGCUUCGAUUUCUUUUAACAUUCUCAGGCUAUUCAAGCUCGUGUCAAGUGUGCCCUGUCUUUUUAAAACGCAAACCCACAAGGGGCACAAGCUUUAAUAUUCACUGACCAUCUCUAACGAACAUAUUAACCGAGUGAUCCUGUCUGACUCCACGUAAGCCAGAAGGUCAACACCAACACAAGCACAGCCAUCAGUCCUGUUACUGGUCAGUCCAGCUGGAGACAUCCAGGAGUAGAAGCCCUAAGCAGCCUCAGGAUACUCUCUGAUGUUGGUGUGUCAUCAGGAGGCAGCUGACCAGGAACAAACUCCAUAGCAUAGGACAGUUGUAGGUCAUCUAGUGAGAGGAGACACAAUGAGUUAGCAGAAUAAACAGAAUGGAUGCUUACAGGAGGGACAAGUGGAGAAUCUACAGCCUGGAGAUAUGAAGGAGUGAGGGGGCAGAGCCAUUGUGGGACCUGUAAGACCAGGCAGACAAUGGAUGAGAGGAGAGCACACUGAGACAGUUUCAUGAACAGAGACAUCCAGAUGAAGUUCUCACUUGUCCUUUGUGUGCCCCUAAGUCACCGGUCCAAGUUCUUUCAGCUGUCCACUCAUUUCCUAAAACACUUUGUUUUUAUGCCUCACAAUUUCUCCAUGCAAGUGCCCCAAUCUUUUAUGUUUUUAAAUCCCCAAACUUUUACAACCUUUUUGAGUUAAAUAGCAGAUAUUGGUAAGGUGAGGUGUUACAUUCAGUAAAGUAACGGCACUUUGUUUUAGUUAAUAUUACUGUUAGUCAUUUUGCAAUGAAUGACCCACAGAUCACUCGAGCAUCAAUCAAUACGACACACCACACACGUCAGUGUCUGUCAACACCACACCACUUUUACACUGAAAACUUUUAAAACUGAAAAACAAUGAAAUAGCAUCAGGUUUACAAAUUAAUUUUACUUCACAGAGCGCAUUUCACAGUGAACAACAUCCAUGAGGGUUUCUACAGAGGUAACCUUAUGUUUUUUUUUUUUUUCUUUUUCUUCUUCUGCUUGGGGCUGCUGAGCUUCUUCUUGGUUCACCUUCUCUGGACCAGGCCAUGGUGUGAUUUGGUCAGAGAAACAUUAUCUCCAUAACAUCUCAGAUCUUGAUCUGUUUCACCUUUUUAUGGGGUAUGUAAGCUGUCCUGAACCUGAAGUCACCAGUGAGGCCAUUUCCAAAGCUUUAUCUGUGACAGGGUCACUGUGUUUUCCAUCAAGCCCCGUUCUUCUGAGAGGUCACAUUAAGUUUGGCAAAAGGAGCCCCCAAAGAAGACAAACUGCCAUUCAGAUCACAAAAUCAAAAGAUGAGUGAAGACAACUUGUGUAAGAAAUUUGUGUCAAUGACCUCCAGGAAAAGGAGAUGUGAUGAAGACAUGGACGCUCUGUCUGGUUUAACACAGAAGUUUCCUAAAGUAAUAAAAAAAUUCUCUCAUGAGGAUCUCCUCAAGAUCACCGAGUUCUACAAGCCCCACCUGGCUUAUGUGAUUGAAUACGACAUUACGAGUAUCCUGCAGAACCUGGUCACCAAGAACAUCCUCACCAACAAUGAGGCCAAGAGAUUCAAAGCCAAAGAAGAGUGUGAGGGGCAAGCAGGUGUGGAGUCCUUCAUCAGUGACCUAAUGAAGAUGGACAAUGUGGUACUGGUGAGCCUGUGGGAAGCACUGGCUGAAGAGCUUGCGAGAUUUCCGUCGCCAAACAUGACAAGAAUACUGAAGGAGGUGACAGAGGGCGGACCAGACCUCUUGAAGGACAUUCAGGCCAGUCUCCAGCCCGCUCUCAUUGAUGCUCGUAAUAAAGGCCUCCAUGAGACACACAGAGAUGGUGUGUUUGAAUCUACAAGAACUUUGGAGGAUCAGGCAUCUCCUGGUGAUCCACGUACCAGGUCUGUGGGCUUUGAGACUCGAUACACAGAGCUGAUGGUCAUCAAACAGUUCAAAAGAUCUUACAGUGAGAGACACCAUGAACUUGUGAAGAUGGGGAGAACUCAUGCAAAGCUAAUAGAGGAGCGGACAAAAGAGAAAUGUGAGCGAAUCUGGACUGAGCAGCUUUUUAGUAGGAGUCCUGGAAGUGAGACUGCCCCUCACAUUGUAGUGGUCAGUGGGGUGGCUGGAAUUGGGAAGACCACCAUGGUCCAGAAGAUUAUGUUUGACUGGGCCAGAGGCACUCAGUAUCAGAGAUUUGCAUUUGUGCUCCUGUUUAAAUUCAGGGAGCUCAACCUACAGCCACAGAUGUCUCUGACUAAGCUGAUUGAAAGCCACUAUAAAUAUCUCAAUGACCUGAGACUGAAGGAACUCCUGCAGAAACCUGAACAGAAACCUGAAUCUCUCCUCUUUAUAUUUGAUGGUCUGGAUGAGUACAAACACAAACUGGACUUCACACAAAGGCAGCUCUGCUCAAACCCAGAUGACUUCUUUCCUGUCCACAUUUUGGUCUCCAGCCUGGUCAGAAGGACAUUACUGAAGGGCUGUACAGUCCUGAUAACAACCAGACCAACAGCCCUGGAGUCCCUGGACAUGGAGAGAGUUGAUCGAUUUGCAGAGAUCCUGGGGUUCUUCCCUGAACAAAGGCUGAUGUACUUUAAGAAGUUCUUUGGUGAUGCUGAUCAGGGCUCUGAGGCUUUUCAGUAUGUGGAGGAGAACGCCAUCCUGUACACCAUGUGUUUCAACCCCUCGUACUGCUGGAUUAUCUGCUCUGUGCUGAAGAGCCACUUCAUGACACCUGAAGAAGAGCAAGGAGCUGCCCCCAGAACUGUCACUGAGCUCUUUGUGAUGUUCCUUCACAACAUCCUCACCAAUCACAAGCGAGAAGACAAAGACCAGCGAGAGAUUCUGGUCAAACUAGGAAAGAUGGCUUAUUAUGGGGUGGUGAACAGAACUCUUGUGUUUUAUGACAAGUUUGAGAUGUCCACCUUUGGUCUCCAGCCAGUUCUGUCCUCUCCAUUCCUCUCAGGUUUCCUCAAAGAAAUCCUUCAGAGUGAAAGCACUCUGGAGCACACGACAUACACAUUCUACCACCUCACCCUACAGGAGUUCAUUGCUGCCUGCUCCUUCUACCUCGAUCCAUCAGGGGGUGUGGAGGAGCUGCUUGAGAAGCUGGAGUCAUGUAAAGAUGGCCGGUUUGAGAUUCUUACUCAAUUUUUAGCAGGACUGGCCAGGGAUUCUGUGUUUAAAACACUGGGGGGAGUCCUGGGGAAGUUUGAGAAGAAAACAGCAAAGCAGAUACUGGAGUGGGUGAAAAAGAAAGCUGAACAGGCACUACGGGAACGAGAUAAAAGUGAAGCUCUGCGAGUGUGUCAGUGGCUCUUUGAGACUCAGAAUAAGACAUUAAUCACAGAUGCCAUUGGGAAGGAUUUAAAAAUGGACUUUAGUAAGAUGACUUUAUCUCCUCUGGACUGUGCUGUGCUGGGCUCUGUCAUCAGCUCCUGUGGAGAACUUGAGGAGCUCAACCUGACAUACACACACCUUACUCCAGAGUGCAUCAUGAGACUGGCGCCGGGGCUCAUCUGCUGCAGACGUGUCAACCUGAUGUCAUGUCAUCUCACCACUGAAUGUUGCACAACUCUCUCCUCAGUUCUUACUGCUGGACACUCACGACUGACUGAGCUGGACCUGAGUGGAAACGACCUGGGGGAUUCAGGGGUGUCUGAGCUGUGUAAGGACCUGAGGGACCCAAACUGUAAAUUAAAGAAAGUGAGCCUGGAGUCAUGUCAUCUCACCUCUGGAUGUUGCUCAGCUCUCUCCUCAGCUCUCUCUGCUCCACACUCACUACUGACUGAGUUGUACGUGAAAGACAAUGAACUGAAGGAUUCAGGAGCGAUUGAGUUGUGUGAGGGGCUGAGGAGCAAACACUGUAAAUUAGAAAAACUGAGCCUGGCCUCAUGUCAUCUCACCUCUGGAUGUUGCUCAGCUCUCUCCUCGGCUCUCUCUGAUGAACACUCACAGCUGACUGAACUGGAACUGAAUCAGAAUGAACUGGGGGAUUCAGGAGUGACUGAGUUGUGUGAGGGGCUGAAGAACAAAAACUGUAAAAUAAAGAAACUUAACCUGUGGUCAUGUUCUCUGACCUCCAGAUGCUGCUCAGCUCUAUCCUCAGCUCUUUCUUCUCCACACUCACCACUGUUUGAGCUGGACCUGGGUAUCAAUCAACUGGGGGAUUUAGGAAUGACUGAGCUGUGUGAGGGCCUGAGGAGUGAAAACUGCAAAUUAGAGAAACUGAGCCUGUGGUCAUGUCAUCUCACCUCUGGAUGUUGCUCAGCUCUCUCCUCGGCACUCUCUGAUGAACACUCACAGCUGACUGAACUUGAACUGAAUCAGAAUGAACUGGGGGAUUCAGGAGUGACUGAGCUGUGUGAGGGGCUGAAGAACAAAAACUGUAAAUUAGAGAAACUGAGUCUGUGGUCAUGUCAUCUCAUCUCCGGAUGUUGCUCAGCUCUCUCGUCUGCUCUUUCUGCUCCACAUUCACCACUGCUUGACCUGAACCUGAUGGGCAAUAAUCUAGGGGAUUCCGGAGUGACUGAGCUGUGUGAGGGGCUGAGGAGUGAAAACUGUAAAUUAGAGAGACUGAGCCUGUCUAAAUGUGGUCUCACCUCUGGAUGUUGCUCCGCUCUCUCGUCGGCUCUCUCUGCUCCGCAUUCACCACUUACCGAGCUGAGCCUGAUUGAGAUUCACUUGGAAGAUUCAGGAGUGGCUGAGCUGUGUGAGGGGCUGAGGAGCACAAACUGCAAAUUACGGAAAUUGUGGGUGUUCCCUUUAGAGAACACUGAGAAUGUGAAAAGAAACCUGAUGUCACUACAGGAGGAGCUGAUCAGAUCAGGACGGCAGAUAGACAUCAGUGUAUGAGAAGAGCAGAUUUGUGACCAAACAUUGAUGGCGCCCCUUGUCAGCUCAUUUCCUCUACUGAAGGUUUUGCUUUGGACUUUCUCCAACUUUUAUUUUUUCAAUUUUGACUUGAUUUGUUCCUAAGGGAAUUGAAUGAAUAAAUACUUUAAUGGAUAGAUACUCACACACUAUGGUCUGAACGCACUCUAGAAUGACUAAAAAGCAAGGAAAAUUUAAAAAGAAGAAAACCUCUGACUUGACAGUCCCAGUCACAAGUGGUCUUAUUCAGGCAUAUCACUGUUGGUAUAAAGAAGCCCCCGCAGCAUUUCAUGACACACUUUGGCUGAAUAAUUUGUUGGCUGAAAGUCUUCA